AGCUGCUAGUUAGCUAGCCAAUUACAGGCUAACGGGGAAAAUGGCUUAGCGUGGUCCACCCACAUCACAUCGACAAUCAUAUAGCUGUACUUUUUUUGUUUGUUGAUACAUGUGAUUUACGUUUUUAGUAUACCUUGCAAACCUACUUGAUUCAUGCAAACUCUCGUUUGUUGGAUUUAGCAGGCUCAUUCGAACAUCUUUUGACACCAACACGGCUCAGCUCAACCGGUGCAGGUACAGCAGACCGGGAGAAACAUGGUAGUUCCGCACAGCUCCAGUGCGGUGCAACCAGCAGACAAUGACUGUGCCGAGGGUCUUGUGAAGCCCUCCCAGCCGAGCUACGAGGAGGAGCAGGAGCUAGCAGGGGUGGAGUUGGAGGAGGUACGUAAGCUCCAGGAACUCAUUCGAAGACUUGAGGUCCAGAAUCAAACACUCCGAAACAGGGGAGGCAGUAAGAAUCUACAUCUCAGAGGGACCACCACAAACAACAGUAACCUCACAACCAGUACCAACAUCAAUGAGAUAAUCUCCUCCUGUGAAGGAGUGAUCAACACCAACUCCUCUCUCAGGUUGGGGAGCUGUGGAACGGAACUAGGCGGCAGCAGUAGUGACUUGGAGCUAUCCCCUCCUCAGGACAGCAGUAGUGACUUGGAGCUGUCCCCUCCUCAGGACAGUAGUAGCAGUGAGGAUAUGUCUAUGUCCCAGCUCCCUGUAGUUAACCGGGAAGAGGAGGAUGGUGGACUGUGUGCAGGCUUUCUGACCCUGCCGUGCGGGAACGGACCAGGACCGGCGCAGACCCAGGGGCAAAGCACAACCCCAGAGAGUCCCUCUCUGGACAGCUAUGAGUCUGAGACCCUGGCGGAGAGCGACUCGGGAUUGGACCAGUUGGCCCUGGAUGAAGUGGAUGUUCUGGACCUAUGGGAGGACCUUGCAGAGGUGGAUGACGAGGACAGCUGGUUGUAUGUCUCCCCUAUGAAGCAGGUAGUUGCCGAGCCCAGACCUGAGUCUCCUCUGAAGUGGUGCCGGAAGGUUCUGGACCACCCCAGCCCAGAGACUGAGGUGGCUUGUCGCACCCUGCUCAACCGUCUCGACCAGACAUCUCGCUGGAGGAACAUCUACAGCAGCUCUGGUCAGAUGGGGGAGGCUGGCUCCUCUGGCUCUGGGCUCCUCUCUCCUGGGUACCACAGCAAAUCUACUAACAAAAGCCUACUGGCCAGUGGUGGCUCAGGCUACGUGAGUGUGCACUCUGCUCUGAGUUCCCAGUCUUCUGUAGACAGUGAGCUGAGUACCUCAGACGACUCCAUCACCAUGGGUUACAAGCUACAGGACCUCACUGACGUCCAGAUCAUGGCCCGCCUACAGGAAGAGAGUCUGAGACAGGACUAUGCCUCCAGCUCUGCCUCAGUGUCUCGUCGUAGUUCCUCUGCCUCCCUCCAGUCUCUACGUCGGGGUGGGACCUACAGCGACCAGGAGUUUGAUACCUACAGCCUGGAGGAUGAGGAGGAUGAGUGCUGCUCUCUGCCCCAGCGACGCCUCCGCUACUCCCCCUCUCCCCUGAGCUCGCCCCGCUGCCUCUCCCCCUCCACGGGUUUGCAGGGCCAGGCAGAGUACAGCAGGCUGGGGGCCCCCCGACAACGUGUUCCACGGCGAUCGCUACAGGGGCCUGGGCCCGAGCUGCUAAAGUUCGCCAAGACCGAGGAAGAGGUGAGGCACAGCAUGCCUAACCUGGCCCCCCGUACCAGCCUGCGUUCCCUGGAGGCGGUUAGGAACAGUCGCAGCAUGGAGGCUAACCUCCAGAGCUCUGGUAUGUCAUCCGGUCAGAUGCGAGGCAGUGGCCAGUCCCAUCUGUCCAUGCGGGUCCCUGUCAAAGCCAUGGGCUCCAUGCCGGGGGCCCGCCAGCCCUACAGGGGCCUGCCUGUAGUCCAGAGUGGACCCAAUGGCGGGGUACGGAGGGUCCAGUCCACAGGGCCUGCCAAUGGGGGAGCCUACCCAGCUGGGAGAGCCUCUACUGGGGGUGGGAGGCAAGCAGCAGCCCCAUCCUCAAGGAGUAGACUGGCCCAUCCACAUAGAAGGUCUAUGGGGAUGACUAGAACGAAUGGCCCAAUCUCAAAUGAGUCGUGGCGAGACGGCUGCUACUGAGGCAACAAGGAAACUUCCUCCACCUCUCUCCUUUACCUCACGUUUUUAUAUAAACACCAACCUAAUUGCCUCUGAACGUACCCCUGUAGGCAACACCAACUUACUUGUCUCUGACCAUACCGCUGGCCUAUGAACAAACCUCUGUAGGCUGGACCACUGUAGAUGAACAGAGCUUCCCUUGCAUGCAGAACCCGAUCACCCCACGGAUACACUGGAGACAGGACCUGGACAGAGCUUCCCUGGCAUGGAGAACCUUCUCACCCCACGGAUACACUGGAGACGGUACCUGGACAGAGCUUCCCUGGCAUGGAGAACCUUCUCACCCCACGGAUACACAGGAGACGGUACCUGGACAGAGCUUCCCUGGCAUGGAGAACCUUCUCACCCCACGGAUACACAGGAGACGGUACCUGGACAGAGAUUCCCUGGCAUGGAGAACCUUCUUACCCCACGAAUACACUGGAGAUGGGACCUAGACAGAGCUUCCCUGGCAUGGAGAACCUUCUUACCCCACGGAUACACUGGAGACGGGACCUAGACAGAGCUUCCAGAGUACAGAAGAUGUUGUUUUAUAACAUUCCAAUUCGAGUCUAUAUUUUAUGAUAGUUGAGAGAAGACAAAGGGUUGUUAAUUUGUUUACGUUCUGUAGAUUUACAAAUGAUUGAAGACUUUGGAUGGAUUGUUUGUUCCAUUGUGUGUGAAGUUGAACUUGAUAUUUAAGGUGAUCACAUCUGUUACUUGGGUGUUGCAUGAUGUUUUUGUUUCGUUUUUUUCUUUUCUGAGGACAAAGAAAUGAGUUAGUUAUAAAUAAUAAGUCUGUUCUUCCAAGGAACAACCCUCAUGUUGAUGCGUGUGGGAAGUUUUUUUUAAAUGUUUGUGGGAUUGGUUGUGAUUCCUGUAUAAUUGUGUUUUGCCGACUAAUGCAACAGCUCUGGACCACACUGCCCUUCCAUCAAGACCCCCCUUAAGAACAUUAAAAAACAGUUAUGAAAAGUUAUCGUUGGGAUAAGUUCGUUGUGCCAAGGUGCAUAUCUGUUGCUGCAGCAUUGUUUCUACAACUCCAACAAACUACUACUUGUAGAUGAGAUACUGUAUACAUUGAUUUACCACAGUUGUUUUUACUGCAUAUCGGUUGGUGAAUCUGAGUGUUGGGUUUAUUAAUACCGCUGAACUAAUAAAACAAACUGACGCACGAAGUAAAGGCCUUUAUGCUCUUUCUAAGAGACAACCAGCUAUGCACCCUCAUGCGGAGUGCCUCUGAAAAUUAGGAACUGUAAUGAAAAUGAAGAAUAAAACCUACCCAGAACUUGAA
Molecule: messenger RNA, 3451 nt
Organism: Oncorhynchus kisutch (coho salmon)
Lineage: Eukaryota; Metazoa; Chordata; Actinopteri; Salmoniformes; Salmonidae
Product: SLAIN motif-containing protein-like
Exons: 9
Coding region: 256-2139 (627 amino acids)
Biological process (GO): microtubule nucleation; cytoplasmic microtubule organization; positive regulation of microtubule polymerization
Cellular component (GO): microtubule plus-end
Source: RefSeq, a predicted model, not a curated record